Messenger RNA from Prunus avium (sweet cherry), 1676 nucleotides. Its product is annotated as Mitochondrial substrate carrier family protein. Lineage: Eukaryota; Viridiplantae; Streptophyta; Magnoliopsida; Rosales; Rosaceae. The record is from RefSeq and is a predicted model, not a curated record. Gene Ontology annotation, biological process: transmembrane transport.
CAAAGAAAAUAUAAUAAAAAUUUAUUCUAUGACCCUGCAAAUCUACACUGUAACUAUGUCCUCCUGACCGCAGGGCAUGAGUCGCCGAAACACAGAAAAGUCAGCGAAUUGACUUCACGCCACCUCCAAGCAAUCGAAAUUCUCCCAAAAAUUAUUCCAAAACUCGGGAAAAGUCAUUUCUUGCUGUUUCGUUUUCACGCGUUAACAGCUUCGACCAAACACCGUUUUGCUUAACGGAUCCCGUUUCCCAAAAUUUGGGACAUUUCAGCUUCCGAAAGAUGAGUUCUUGACUCGCCCCCAAGAUUCGGCUUUCUUUGUUGUGUUCAAUUUCGACGACCCCAUGGCUGCGCCCAACUCCAUUGGCAACACCGAAAUCAAUUGGGACAAGCUUGAUAAGACUAAAUUUUAUGUGGUUGGAGCUGGCUUGUUUACAGGGGUCACAGUGGCACUGUACCCGGUUUCUGUUGUGAAAACCAGGCUUCAAGUUGCUUCCAAAGAUGCUCUAGAGAGGGAUACAUUUUCUGUCGUUAGAGGCAUUUUGAAAGCAGAUGGUAUUCCUGGUUUGUACAGAGGUUUUGGCACAGUAAUCACUGGUGCAAUUCCUGCUAGGAUUAUAUUUCUCACUGCUUUGGAGACCACCAAGGUGGCUGCUUUCAAGAUGGUUGAGCCCUUCAAGUUAUCUGAGCCUACAGAGGCAGCUUUGGCUAAUGGACUAGCUGGGAUGACUGCCUCACUUUUCUCUCAGGCUGUGUUUGUCCCUAUUGAUGUGAUUAGUCAAAGAUUGAUGGUGCAAGGGUAUUCGGGCCAUGCAAAGUACAGCGGGGGGAUGGAUGUUGCUCGUAAGGUUAUAAAGUCAGAUGGCAUCCGGGGAUUGUAUAGAGGGUUUGGACUUUCUGUUAUGACUUACUCUCCAUCUAGCGCUGUAUGGUGGGCUAGUUAUGGUUCAAGCCAGCGCUUAAUCUGGAGUUUCUUAGGCCAUGGAAGUGGUUCUGAUGAAUCUGUUCCUGGUGUGGGGAAAAUAGUGUUGGUUCAAGCUGCUGGAGGAAUUGUUGCAGGUGCAACAGCAUCCUGCAUAACAACCCCAUUGGAUACCAUAAAGACUCGGUUACAGGUGAUGGGACACGAAAAGAGACCCACUGCAAGAGAAGUUGUUAAAGGCUUGAUAAGAGAUGAUGGCUGGAAAGGUUUCUACAGAGGGCUAGGUCCAAGAUUUUUCAGCAUGUCAGCCUGGGGCACGUCAAUGAUAUUGGCUUACGAAUAUCUGAAGCGCUUGUGUGCAAAAGAUGAAUAGAGGUCAUUCUUCUUUCGGUCCACUUAGCAUGGAAUGAUAGGAAUUUUGUUCUGGCGUGGGCUGGUAUUGAGCAUUUCUGAUGAAGGCUUUAGACUGGUAAAUUCAAAAUUGGGAUUAUGGACACUGAAGCUUUUGUCGUUAGUUUUGAUUGGGCGAUUGGUCCUGAUAUUAUUUUAUGCUUUACUUACUAAAUUUUGGAGAAGUCCUCAAAUUCUUUUAGUAAUUUCUCUACUAGAUAGUAGUGAUAUCAUUCUUCGGGUAAUUGAAUUUAUUUGAGCUGUAGGAAGUGCCAAUUUUUUCUUCUAUAGCAAGUGUAUCUUCACCCCGAGCAAGGAAUUUGAACUUAUUAACACAGUUCUUUUUAUAAAAUUUGUUUUUUUGGCUA